Molecule: messenger RNA, 1978 nt
Organism: Taeniopygia guttata (zebra finch)
Lineage: Eukaryota; Metazoa; Chordata; Aves; Passeriformes; Estrildidae
Gene: THPO
Product: thrombopoietin
Biological process (GO): positive regulation of ERK1 and ERK2 cascade; thrombopoietin-mediated signaling pathway; positive regulation of hematopoietic stem cell proliferation
Cellular component (GO): extracellular region
Molecular function (GO): cytokine activity; hormone activity
Source: RefSeq, a predicted model, not a curated record
GGAAGCCGUGGGGGGCUGCCGGGGUUAUGUGAGCGCAGGCCCGGCGCGUGCCAGGGAAGUGCACGCGUGUACACGUAGGUCUGAGGGUGCACGUGGUGGCUGUGUACCCGUGUGCAGUACGGGGGGACACACACGUACACAUGGGCAUGGGGAUGUGCACCCCCUGCCAGAGUGCCCAGCCAGAGCUGAUUUUGCCAGGGAAUGUCACAGCCAUGCCAGGGCGUGGUGCUGAACAGGCCCUGGUGCUUCUCCUACCCAGGGAGGGGCAUCUCACCCAGCCCGCUCCCAAGCAAUUCCCUGUGUGAAACAGCCGUGGGGCUAUGCCCUGACCCCUGUGAUCCACAGCCCUCCCCAGCCCAGAGGGAUCCCAUGAACCACAGCCAUCCUGGGGGGCUCCAGCUCCCUGAGUCACCUCUGGCGGAUGCAGGGGUCAGAGCAUGAGGGCCAACAGGGAUGGGGUCUAACUGGAUAAAGGUCACCACGGAUGAAGUCCACCUCUGGAAGAGGAUCACCAGAUUACAGUCCACCUCUGGGAGAGGGUUUUUGGUGGCUUUCGUAGCUGGCUGCCACAGCCAGGAGCAGGACUUCAUUAGGGCUGAUGUUCCCGGGGCUGUCGAGUGCAGGAUCACUGCCACCAUCUCUUCUGUAGGUACCAGGGCCACCCACGGCCGGGGCACCGAGCACUGAGUGUGGCUGCCGAGCGCUCAGGCCCGGGGCCAGGUGAGCAGCCACGGAGAGCGCCCAGGGACGCCCUUCCCGUGCCCCGAGCCAAGGGAGGAAGCGGCCGGAGGCAGGAAGCCUUUCCCCGGGCCCGGGGCCCCCGCUGCGAUUUAGCUGGAAGGUCAGCGGCGACACAACAGGAAAUCUGCUGCCUCGGCCGGGCCGGGCCGGAGCCGCGGAGCCGCGCCGUGUCCCGGGGCCGCCGCCGGUCCCGGCCCCCGGCCCGGCUGGGCGGCCCGCGGGGAGCCCGCGCCACGCCGCCCUCCAUGGAAGGGCGCCGGGAGCCGGGCAGCAGCCGCGGGCCCCAGCGGGGAACAUGCAGGGCCGGAGCCCCCAGCCGAGCAUGGAGCUGAACAGACUGCUCCUCCUCACAUCCUUCCUCCUGCACGUGAAAGAGGACCGUGCCAGCCCAACGCGGCUGGUCUGUGACAACAGGCUUAUCCAGAAGUACAUCGUGGAGGCCAAGGACAUGGAAAAGAGAGUGGGCCAGUGCCAGGCCCUGCCUGCACUCAGGUGCCCUGCAGUGCUGCCCUUGGUGGACUUCACUUUCCUGCAGUGGAAAGCCAAAUCGAACGAGACCAAGCGGCGGGAGAUCCUGUGUGACCUGGCCCUGCUGGUGGGUGCUGCAGCAGGGGCCCAGGGCCAGGUGAGCGACGAGUGCGGGGCCAGGCAGCUGAGCCAGCUUUACCGACACGCCAACUCCUUCUUCCUGCUCCUGCAGAGCUUCAGCUGGGAGGUGAGACCUCCCCACACGAGCCAGAGCACCCCGGCACAGGUGCCAGCUGGGCUGGGCUGGGUGCAAGUGUUUGUCACCCCUCUGUCCAACUCUCAGGCAGGACACUGGGAGCCGAGCUGCUCCCCACACUCCACGGAGCAGACCCACAUCUCCAGCAUUUUCCUCACCUACCGGCAGCUGGUACAGGGCAAGCUGCGCUUCUUCUUCUCUGACCUGGCCAAGGUCUUGUGCAAGCAAGGACAGGGGGACAGCAGAGACCCUCCAUGCGGGGCCCGGUGAGGCUGCACACAGGGUUCAACCACAAAGUGAUGCUGGAGCAAUCCUGCAGGACACUGAGCUGUGCUCUGGGUGCCCAGGAAGAUGCCCACAGGGAAAAGGUUGGCACCUGUUCCUCAAGUCUUCACAACCGUGCAGCAUGUGGAGGCAAACAGUGACAACGGGCCAGCAGGCACAGGCCCUGCUCCCAUCUGGGCAGGCACCUCUACUGUGAAUGCUUUUCGAUUAAAGAGCUAUUUUUCUAAA